Molecule: messenger RNA, 2284 nt
Organism: Xenopus tropicalis (tropical clawed frog)
Lineage: Eukaryota; Metazoa; Chordata; Amphibia; Anura; Pipidae
Gene: mipol1
Product: mirror-image polydactyly 1
Exons: 12
Coding region: 356-1570 (404 amino acids)
Source: RefSeq, a predicted model, not a curated record
AUUAAAAAAAAAACUUUAUUGAGAAAAGCGGAAGACGUAAAGACCAAAGUAUAUCACGUUUGUGAUUUACAUGUAUCUGAUGUGUUACUCCGCAGUCGAUUUGUGCUUAUCUCUUAUUUUAUUUCGCUAAAGUGCAAGUUGCCUCUUUGAUCCGUAGGCAGCAUUCUAUCACACAGAAAGGUUUCUUGCGUUCCACUCUGGUUUUGCUUCGACUUCCUGCUUCUUGUUUUCCGGUUUGGAAGAGUGGAUUGGUGCAUCAUUUAGGGGAGUGUUUUACUUUGUACUCACUUGGAUACUUCCUUCCAGUCAUGUGUCUAAUCCAACUCUCUAUAUAGCUUGGUUCAGGUUUGUACACAUGGAUCCAGAACUUUCCCAUCUAAUACAUUCUUCCGGGCCAAUGAGAUCCAAGGAUCAUGAUCUUAAUAGCUUUCCUAUACCCACCCCAAGGAAUUUGUCUGGGUUGAAAGGAAAACGCCUUGAUCAGUAUGACUGCCCAGUUACCCUACAAGAAUUUAGUGACAGUCCUGCUACCCCCAGUACCUCUGCCCAUCAGACAUCAUGCAUCCCUGAAGCAGGGGAACAGAACAUAUCAUCCCUGGCAAAGGAGCUUGAUUAUGUGAGACAAACCAAUAAAAAGCUGCAGGACACACUGAUGAGCAGAGAAAAAGAGCUGGAGACGCUAAGGCUAGAUACGGAGAUACGGGAACAGGCAGCCCAGGCCAUGAUUGCUGAGAAGACUGCAGUUCUGGUAGAAGAGGUGUACCGGGCACAGCGUGAGAGAGAUGAGGCGCUAAUGGCUCGACUCCGAUUGGCCAAUGAGGAACGGGAUGAAGCUCUGCUACGAGUUCAGAAUUUUCAAUUGUACCUCAAAGAGCUGGAAGAUCUAAACCCUGAAGAAACCGACAUGACACUGCAGCAGCUAUUGGCCCAGUUGGGAGAAGCAGAAGGGGGUGCUGCCAUUCAGGAAAAUGGAGCACUAAUAUUAGAGCGGAUUCGACAAAGUCAAGAGAGAAGAGAACAUAUCACAGCUGAAGAAAUGGGAGCCGUCAUCCAGGAAAGGGAUGCUGCUCGUGCUAAGUGCAAACAGCUUGAGAAGGAGCUUCAUCUGCUGCAAGAGAGUAAACAGACCUCCAUGGAUUUUGUAACUGCAGAGAAGAGCAUAGAACCUUCUUCCAAGGUUUCACUGACCUUUCUCCAGCAAGAUAAAGAUAAGGUGAAUGAAAACUAUAAAAAGCUUGAGGAAGAGCUGGAGACCCUGCGAGUGUAUUACAGCCUCCACCAAUCCUUGUCCCAAGAAGCCAGUUUGAAAGAGCAGUUCUCCAAGGCUGUAUCCCUUUAUGAAGAAGCCUUAAGAAACAGAGAGGAGGCGCUUGGCAUUACCCAGCGGCAAAACCAGGAGCUGUGCCAUCAGUUGCAACAAGCGCAGAACCAGUGUGCAGAACUGCAGGGGUCAAUGCGAAGGGCAACUGCCUGCCAACAGGAAUCAGAGGAUAGAAUUCACAAAUUGGAACGACUGGUGGAAGUACUGAGGAAAAAAGUUGGAGGCGGAAAUGUCCGGACUGUGGUUUGAACUUCGCGACUAGGAGAGAACCACCGUACAUCUGUUGGCCAGACACUGCGCUCUCUGUGAGACAAGCAAACAGCACCACUUGAAACAAUCGAGGGCCCAGGUGGAGACAGAGCUGUAAUUGGUGGGAAUACAAAGAGAGGGGUUAAACAGAACUUUGUCUGACCUUAACAGCUCCCUACUGUUUGCCCACUCCCUUUCCCCCCACUGUGUCCCUCGUCUAUGUGAGCUGCUCAGUGCUCUGAUGGAUCAGUGUUAUCUGCAGAGCCUUUUUUCUUUUUUGUAAUGUCCAUAUAUUGUUCGUGGCCAUAAACGGAGCCAUAACAUUCCUCUCGUAAGGUGUGUACUUCAUACGGGACCUUUUUAUAUACAUAGUGUGGCUAAAUGCCACUGCCCUGCCCUGACCUGUAUCUUCUUAACCACACUGCCCAUUUAUGUACUUGUGCUUCAACCAACAAUUUAGCAAUCUCAUAUAUUAUUGGGAUAUGUUUAUUUAUUUUCUUUCAUUUUGCAGCUUUUAUAUAAGUGUCAUUACUGGCUGCUGUUGUAGUAGGGCUAUAUUCACAGGGUAGGGAGGCCAGGAUGUUGCAGGUUGGCAUAGCACAUUUAUGUAGUUAUAAUACACAAAACCCAUGAAUAAUCAAUAAAAAUAGGUAUAUGGUCUAUUAUUUAAAAUUUUUGGUUCCUGGAGCUCUUAAGCCUAUUAAAAAAAUAUUU